Staurois parvus is the source of this 297-nucleotide messenger RNA. NCBI's taxonomy places the organism in Eukaryota, Metazoa, Chordata, Amphibia, Anura, Ranidae. The record is from the annotation of a GenBank genome assembly.
UACAGGAGAUGACCAGAGACUGCGGACACAGUAUAGGAGAUGACCAGAGACUGCGGACACAGUACAGGAGAUGCCCAGAGACUGCGGACACAGUACAGGAGAUGCCCAGAGACCACGGACACAGUACAGGAGAUGACCAGAGACUGUAGACAUAGUACAGAUGACCAGAGAUUGCGGACAUAGCACAGGGAAAAUACCAGGGACAUAGUACAGAUGAACAGAGACUGCAGACAGUAAAGGAGAUGACCAGAGACUGCGGACCUUUGGGGAGGGAGGGGGAGCGGACUACAGUGCUGG